Molecule: messenger RNA, 1061 nt
Organism: Syzygium oleosum
Lineage: Eukaryota; Viridiplantae; Streptophyta; Magnoliopsida; Myrtales; Myrtaceae
Product: osmotin-like protein
Exons: 1
Coding region: 40-807 (255 amino acids)
Biological process (GO): defense response
Cellular component (GO): extracellular region
Source: RefSeq, a predicted model, not a curated record
CCUCUCUCCUUCUCUCUCUCUCUCUCUCUCUCGGUGACAAUGGCUAGCUCCACUCCCUCGCUCCUCUUCACCACCACCACCACCCUCCUCCUCGUCCUCCUCCUCCGCGCCCCCUGCCUCUCCCAAGCACUCACUCUGACCCUGGUCAACAACUGCCCCUUCACGGUGUGGCCGGCCAUCCAGCCCAACGCCGGCCACCCCGUCCUCGAGCGCGGCGGCUUCCCCCUCCCAACCCUCACCCACCGCUCCUUCCCCGCCCCCGACGCCCUCUGGUCCGGCCGCGUCUGGGCCCGCACCCACUGCUCCCACGCCCACGGCGGCCGCUUCUCCUGCGCCACCGGCGACUGCGGCGGCCGCCUCGAGUGCGGGGGCCUCGGCGGCGCCGCCCCCGCCACCCUCGCCCAGUUCACCAUCCACCACGGCCACGCCGACUUCUCCUCCUACGGCGUCAGCCUCGUGGACGGCUUCAACGUCCCCAUGACGGUGACGCCGCACGAGGGGAAGGGAAUGUGCCCCGUCGUGGGCUGCCGGGCCGACCUGCUGGCGACGUGCCCGCCCCAGCUGCAGAUGCGGUCCCCGCCGGGGCACGGCCCCGUGGUGGCGUGCAAGAGCGGGUGCGAGGCCUUCCGCACCGACGAGCUGUGCUGCAGGAACCACUACAACAGCAAGGAGACGUGCCGGGCCUCGAGCUACUCGGAAUUCUUCAAGCGCGCGUGCCCCGCCACGUUCACGUUCGCGCACGACAGCCCCUCGCUGAUGCACGAGUGCUCCUCGCCGCGCGAGCUCAAGGUCAUCUUCUGCCACUGACGCCAACGCCGCAAGAGCUCGACGCCAAGUUCAGUCCAGUGCAGUGGAGUUUAAGCUUUAGUCCUAAGUUUCUCGUAAUAAACAGAUAUCUUCCUACUAGGAAAGACCGGCACGAAAUGUCUGGUUUCUUUGUGGGUUGAGUCGAUCGUUUUGAGUGUGUCGAGCUUGAAGAUGAUGUGAAGAUUUCGAUGUGCAUUCCCUGUGUAACCUUAUCUUCUUCAGGUUUCUAAAUGGCAUGAGCUCGUUUCUGUAAA